GGAAGCACCAGCCGCUCUCUGUGAGCGGAGCGCUGCCGCUGAGACGUCCUCCCCGCCUCCCCCUCCUCCCCUCCUCAGCAGCAACGGCCAUCUGCCGCCUCUCUCUUUUUUUUUUUUUUUUUAAUUUCAAACCGAGCAGAUUAUUCUCCCACAGACUUCUAGCUUCACUUGACACAAGCGAAACAGACGUCUCAGCGAGAGCAGCUGCGCAGAAAAAGCGGGCAGCAGAAAAAAAAAAAAUAAUAAUAAAGCGCGCUCUCUCCGCAUAUUGCGCUCAGCCAACAAGAGGAGACGGGGACGUUUGCAUGCAGGUCCGUCUGCGGAGACAGACAGACUGCAGGCUCAGAAAGACGAAGCGGAUUUGAAUUAAGCACCGGAUAACAGACAGCAACUGUGCAUCUUUCAGCGAGGGAGGGAGAGGGAGGGAGGCAACUGUUUUGUAUCUUGGAAGCCCUGGGUUAGGAAGAGAGAGGAGGGGAGGAGGAGGAGGAGCGGAGAAUGAGCUAUUCUUGUACCAGCAGGGGCAACAGCCAGGACCCAUCAAGCGCUAAGAAGCCUGCCGGUGAUAAUCCGGGCAGAGACGCCGGAGGCACAGACGGCAGCGCAGACAGCGGCAGUAACGGCAGCCCGAAGCAAACGGCGGCGAUGAAAGUGAAGAAAGGAUGCAACUCGACCGACGUCGGGGUCCCGGUGACCACGGAGGAGGACCUGCUCGGCAGCGCGGUCAUCACUCCGGAGGAUGUUCUGGGUUUACAGAAGAUCACAGAGAAUUAUCUCUGUAGCCCAGAUGAGAACGUUUACAACAUCGACUUCACCAGGUUCAAGAUCAGAGACAUGGAGACCGGCACAGUGCUGUUUGAAAUCACCAAACCUCCAUCCACAGAUAAAGCAGGGGAAAAGAGGGAUAUCGAUCCAAAUGCUGGCCGGUUUGUCCGUUACCAGUUUACCCCGGCUUUCCUCCGGCUGCGGCAAGUUGGAGCCACCGUUGAGUUCACAGUCGGAGACAUGCCCAUAGAAAACUUCAGGAUGAUCGAGAGACAUUAUUUUAGAGAGAAGUUGCUCAAGAGUUUUGACUUUGAGUUUGGCUUCUGCAUGCCCAGUAGCAAGAACACCUGUGAACACAUCUAUGAAUUCCCACCUCUGUCCGAAGACAUCAUCAGAGAAAUGAUCCUGCACCCGUACGAGACGCAGUCCGACAGCUUCUACUUUGUGGACAAUAAACUGGUGAUGCACAACAAGGCAGACUAUUCGUACAACGGCGGGACAUAGAAACGACAAACAAACACGAGAGACAGGUGGAUGUAUGGACUAACCUGAGGGACGAUCAGAGUAUACUGGUGGGGUUAACAUCCUGUCAAUCCAGUAGUCUCUCUCUCUUUCUCUCUCUCUCUUUCUCUAUCUCUUUCUCCUGCUGAGAGGACGCCAUCCAGUAAACGCCCAUACAGAUGUGUCAGUUACAAUCUGUGUGUGUGACUGUGUGUGUAACCAUGUGUAAGUUUGUCAAAGCCUAAAAUGGAGGCCACAUACACACAAACACACACGUGUGUUUUGUAACAUGAUCAAACCAGCAAGUGAGCAACUUUUUAGGAAAUAUCAGAUGGUUUUCGCGCUCUAGCCACAUCGUGAAGUUAAAAAAGAAAAAAACUCUGUAUCUUCAAAUAUGGAUAGAAAUUAUUUUUUUCAUUCCUGUACAUGUUAGGGGUUUAGAAACAGAUCUUGCAUCUAAAAACGUGUGUUUUUAGGACUAAAAUAACAGUUUUGGGGGAAUUAUUUCUCAGAUUCAGUGAGUGUGUGUGUGUGUACACUUGCUUUUUGGAGUGUGUGUGUGUGUGUGUGUGUUUCUGUACUUUGUAUGACUGUCUGUACCAUGUGUGUCUGUAAGUGUGUCAGUUUUAAGCAUGAUUACCGGUCUGGUAGAAAUAUAUUAAUUUAAAUGUCAGUAAUGUAGUCAUCUGGUUUAAAAAGGUCAAAUAGAUUUCCAAAACCUGUUAGCACAUUUUCUACACAGUAGACAGUAGUUAGUCAUUUUGAAUUUAACAGACCUAUCUCCUGUUCCUUAUUUAUUUAUGAAGUUGUGUGACCUGUAUUGACCGUAGGGCGUAUGUGUUUACUGUCUUUGCUCAAAGCACAACAUCUCUACAGAGCCAACAAUAAGCAAACAGUGAGCUGAGCUGAUCUCACCAUAAACCCACUCAUCUGUGUACUUUUCCAGCCUCAUGUUGCUCUGUUUAGGUGAUAAAGAAGUCGUUAAAAACUUUAAGUUGCACCCAAUUCGUCCAAGUUAAAGUUUUGCUGUUUGAGAAACUCUUCAUAAGAGAAGAAAUGGAAAACUUGGAUUUAUAAAUGUUGAUAUUUUUCAGUCAGAAAGGAGGAUGAUUGGGGAAUGUAGCAGAAGUCUUUUAAAGAACAAAUCACUCUUCAAUCUCAUAUAUAAUAUAUUAUUUUUUUCAGUGUAAUGUAAUCUUUCUUUUUCUGCAGCAGCUCUUGUCUUUUAUGUCCAUUUUCUCAUCUUUUGUGUUGUGUCUCAUACAUUUCUCUCUCAUCAUUCUAGUCAGUUAGGACCUGAGUGUGUCGAUCUGUUAUUUGAGGGCAUUUUUUACACAGAUCACACAAAAAAAAUAGUAACUGAACUGUCCUGGGAUUGCCUCUAAAUUGUAAUAUGCACUCUUUGCUUUCUCUCUGUCUGUGUUGAGACACAACCUGACUCAAAUAGCAUCCAAAAAGUUUGAAUUUUUGUCUUUUUCCCCAGCGCAUCUGUACAUGCUGUCUGAUUUGAUGCACUUGAAAAUCAGUUUAGUUUCUUAAGUUAUUCUACUUGACGCUCUUCUUAUUGCAGUUAACUCCACCCAUCUGUUACACCAAGCGUGUUAAAACAAACACUGCAAAUCAUUUACCAAAAAAAUCUGUACUACUAACAUACCUGGCUGAAGGGAAAUUACUUGAAUGCACCUGUUUGAUUCAGAUUGUCAUUGGCUGAUGAAGAUCUGGAUCACUUCAGUUUUUUUUGGGCCCAUACACUGAUUGUGAGAUGGACAGGAGGGGAUUCAGAUUGGCUCAGAUUGACUUGAAUGUUAUGUCAAAAAUGUAACACAGAUACGUAGAGACGAUUUAUUUAUGACUGAUUGUGACUCAUGUACAAAUUAUUUUGAACUGAUGUUAAGUUUUUGACAAUUCAAAUGUUGGUGUGACUGAACAAAAGUAAAAUAAAUAAAGAUUUAUGGGAUUUUUUGAAAUA
This is a messenger RNA of Lates calcarifer (barramundi perch), 3235 nucleotides long. RefSeq names its product unc-119 homolog b (C. elegans) (gene unc119a2). The record is from RefSeq and is a predicted model, not a curated record. The coding region runs from base 499 to 1269 and encodes 256 amino acids. Gene Ontology annotation, biological process: negative regulation of caveolin-mediated endocytosis; negative regulation of clathrin-dependent endocytosis; positive regulation of protein tyrosine kinase activity. The transcript has 5 exons. Gene Ontology annotation, cellular component: centrosome; spindle pole; intercellular bridge. Lineage: Eukaryota; Metazoa; Chordata; Actinopteri; Centropomidae. Gene Ontology annotation, molecular function: lipid binding.